Messenger RNA from Colletotrichum graminicola M1.001, 838 nucleotides. RefSeq names its product HMG box protein. The annotation marks the transcript as partial. The transcript has a single exon. The record is from RefSeq and is a predicted model, not a curated record. NCBI's taxonomy places the organism in Eukaryota, Fungi, Ascomycota, Sordariomycetes, Glomerellales, Glomerellaceae.
AUCACCACUACCACCACUACCACCACUUGCCGCGAUGGGCCACAAGGCUUUUGAUACACCAAAAAAGGCGCGAUUACGAGGCGCUCACGAGUUUCUUGAAGCCAAGGGUAUUGAUUACAAGAAAAAGGACCUUUUUGCCUUUUUUGAGGUAUCCGAGAGACGGGGCCGUGCUAUUCUUGCCGACCGUGAGGGGUCCGACCGUACACACCACAACAACCAAGAAAAACGUGGCCGGAAACGCCUAAUCCAAGACGCCAACCUUGAUACUGUUGAAAGUUUAUACGAUACUGAGGGCUUUGAGGCAAAGCGCUUGCCAUGGGCAUCCUUGCCGACCGAGGCAGGCAUUCCUAAUGCCUCUAAGCGCACUAUCCAGAGGGCAUUAAAGCGUCAACAGAUUAGCAAGCGGAUUGCAAAGCAAGUUACCCACGUGGAUAAAGAUACUGCCUAUCGACGUCUUCAGCAUGCAGAGAACGCUCUUCGGCUUCGGCCUGAGCCAUCUGAUUGGCAUGACCAAGUCUUUUCCGACAAAUGCCACUUUAGCUUUGCUGAUAAGCGUCCAGCACAUAUCGCUCAAAAACCUAGAACACGUCACGAUCCUUCUAAUCUCUAAGAGCAAAGAGAGCCUAACGACAACAAGAGGAAGGCUAUCCAUUACUAGGCAGCUAUUAGAUUCAACUUCAAGAGCGACCUUAUCUAGUAUAACGUGCCUACUAACUAUAACGGCAAGAUAACCUAGUAGGUCUAUAUUAAUACUAUUCUUAAGCCUCACGUAAAGCAGUAGAUAGAGGAAGCUUAUAAUAAGGGCAAGCACUUUACUCUUAAAGAGGUUAAUAACUCU